AUGCUGACUGAAAGCAAGUCUGAUAAGCGCCAAGCUGAGAAGAGGAUUAUCAACAGCGUUCACAGCGGAGCCCCAGUUGAUCCAAGCUACUCAGGCCUCAGACCUUUGUCCUCAAACUCGAUAGCUGUGGCUUCAACUGCUCAGACUGCUACUCCUACUCCAUUGAAGAACAUAAGGCCGUUUGGCAACGCUGCUGGCUUCACAGCCCCCAUUCCCACUGUCGGCCCGAUCACUCAGCCACCGCUUCAAGAGAAAGCUGAGAUCAAUAAUGCAGAACAUCCUGCAAUUUCGAAACAAGUAAACCCUUUCUAUUGA
Messenger RNA from Aspergillus wentii DTO 134E9, 315 nucleotides. RefSeq lists its product as uncharacterized. NCBI's taxonomy places the organism in Eukaryota, Fungi, Ascomycota, Eurotiomycetes, Eurotiales, Aspergillaceae. The record is from RefSeq and is a predicted model, not a curated record. Bases 1 to 315 code for a protein of 104 amino acids. The transcript has 2 exons.